AUCUUCUGUGUCUGACUAAAACCUAGGAAACAUGGGUAUAUAUAAGGUUUGUUACCUAGUUGACAAAGAGACGUGAACCCUUUGCGUCUAGUCCAUUUUGAGGGGCUGGCAUUUUGGUAUGGAGGACGACCCUCCCAUCUCAUCGUCAUCGCCCAGGACAACGACGCCGUCCGAUUUAGUGGAACGUUGGGUUCAUCUUCAGCGGGAGAUGAAUCACACAUCGACGUCUGAAUCUUCGCCAGUUCAUCGAAUUCGGCCAAUUGUGAAAUCAUCUUCACGUCGGACCAGAAGCGCCAUUAGUUCCUACCGUCAGCCAGUCGAGAGUUUGACAGUUAGUUUUGCCUCCCUACUUGUAGACCAGAUCAAUGGUUCACCGUCAAAACCGUCAUCUGCAAGCUGCAACAGCAAAAGGGGUAAGAAUAAUAAAAAGAAAAUCAAGAAAAAAUCACAAACUACAACUCCAGCAGUCAAAAUCACAAUCCGUAAUAAUAAACCUGUUAACGAGAUUGAUCAUGUGGAAGAAUGGCUUCAACACCGCAGUGCUCAUUAUGCCUGGUGGCGCAAAUUCGUUCCAUCUAGUACCUGUAAUCCGACGGUAGUGACCUUCAAUCGUCCAAGCACCUAUCCGGACCGGAAACAUUUGAAUGUUAAUCAUUCACAACCUAAACAACCUAAAGCUCCUCGUUGUGUUUUGUGGUUCCAGUUCACCGGUAAUCCAUCCAAGCCACGACCGGGAUGCUGUAAUAAGACAGCAAUUCCUUCCGCCGGUGGCCGGAUGCAUAACAUCCGAAUAGAGCAGCAACCACUAGGUGGGGCAAACGCUCUCGUGUUUGCAGCAGAUUUACAUAUCGGAGAAGAUUUCGCCAUCGUAUCCCGUCGUCAACCAGGGUUCACAUUUAGUCUGACCUUCUUCAUUGAUGGCGUCCGACAUGCCCGGCUAAGUGGCUGCUGUGAAAAUGCUCGUAAUCUUCACGUCCCAACAAGAGUUGGAGGUCCCAUUGGAGCUUUCGUUUUGCGGACUGUCCAAGGAGGAGAACCGUGCCAAAUUUGUGAAAAAUCGGUUCCUUUUGCCGAUCCUGAACUGUUCACUGUCUGGCCGAAAAGUCAUAACAGACAGUUAAUGAACAGUAGCCAAGAAUGCGGAAUAGAGAGGAUCCACGAGAAUCAAAACCAGCCAACGAGGAAGCGGAGUUCGCUGAGACGGUCAAAACCAGUACUCGACAAUUCACCCGAAACGAUGGUAACAGUUUCCAAUCAGUCUGUGGACGAUGAACAGCCAUCUUCUGAUGUCCUGGGUCCUGGUUUUACAUCCACUGAAGAUACAUAUGAAGAGCAGUUCUAUUCGGAUGUAAUUGCACCUUCCAUCGGGGGACAGGAACAACAUUCUUAUGAAUUCACAGCGACUUGUUCCCAAUCUGAAGUAUACGAGGAGCAGGUAUCAUCCGAUCUCUUCAUUCCAUUCGGUUCCGUUUCCAUUGAAGAAGUUUUCAGCAUUGGCAGUCCUCUACGAACACCUCAUUCCAGUCCGGGAAGCUUCACUGCACUUGACGCAGACUAAAUUAAUUUGUUUU
Molecule: messenger RNA, 1571 nt
Organism: Daphnia carinata
Lineage: Eukaryota; Metazoa; Arthropoda; Branchiopoda; Diplostraca; Daphniidae
Exons: 3
Coding region: 119-1558 (479 amino acids)
Source: RefSeq, a predicted model, not a curated record